AUGAAAAAAGACGAAUUGGGUAAUUGGCCACAAGGAUGGUGUUCAUUGGUUGAGUUUUCGCUUUUCUUGGCUGCCAUCGGACAUACCGAAAAGAAGAAAGGAAGCAGGCUCGAGCAUAAAUCUUUGUCGAUCAGGGAAGCUUCACAAAAACAAGAUCCUCCACACUUCACUAUAUAUAAUGGUGAUGAAGAUCAUCCUGCUCAUAACCUUUUACUUGAUCCAGCAAAUUACUCUUCAACCGAAAGUAACUUGAUCUUUGUUGGCUUAGCUGGACUAAGGGAUCCUCCACGUAAGGAAGUUGGACAAGCCAUUGAAGACUGCAGAGUAGCUGGGAUUCAAGUGAUUGUGAUAACAUGA
Molecule: messenger RNA, 357 nt
Organism: Lactuca virosa
Lineage: Eukaryota; Viridiplantae; Streptophyta; Magnoliopsida; Asterales; Asteraceae
Source: the annotation of a GenBank genome assembly